Messenger RNA from Ilex paraguariensis (yerba mate), 1397 nucleotides. The record is from the annotation of a GenBank genome assembly. Lineage: Eukaryota; Viridiplantae; Streptophyta; Magnoliopsida; Aquifoliales; Aquifoliaceae.
UCUCUCUCUCUCUUUCUCACACAUACACACAUCUAUGUUGGUAGCUCUACCAUCUUUUCAGUUCUACAAAAACUCACAUCCACUUAUUUGUUAUCAUUGAAUAUAAUAUAGUUCUAAGACACUUCUAUAAAAGCCCUCAAAAAUUGGCCAUAUAGAGCAUAUGUAUUGCUUUUAAAAACAGGGUUUCAAAAUUCAAAGAGAGAAAGGAAAGAAAAGAAGAGAAAUUACACUACAAAGAAGUGUGAUGCAUGCAACGGCUCUCCGAGUUGAAAGCUUGGCCAGCAGUGGGAUUCAAUUAAUCCCCAAAGAAUAUGUGAGGCCUCAGGAAGAACUCACAGGCAUCGGAAACAUAUUCGAGGAAGAGAAGAAAGACGAAGGGCUUCAGUUACCAACCAUUAAUCUACAAAACAUUGACUCGGAGGAUACUGAGAUUCGAGAUAGAUGUCGAGAAGAGUUGAAGAAUGCUAGCAUUGAGUGGGGUGUGAUGCACCUUGUCAACCAUGGCAUAUCCGAUGAACUCAUCGGUCGGGUCAAGGCAGCCGGAGCGGCCUUCUUUGAUCAGCCAAUGGAGGAGAAGGAGAAGUAUGCAAAUGACCCGGCUUCAGACAAUGUCCAGGGUUAUGGCAGCAAGCUAGCAAACAAUGCUAGUGGUCAACUGGAGUGGGAAGACUAUUUCUUCCACUGUGUGUUCCCAGAGGAGAAGAGGGACAUGUCUAUUUGGCCCAAGUCACCAAGCGGCUACAUUCCAGCAACAAGUGAGUAUGCAAAGCAACUAAGAGGCCUAGCCACCAAGAUACUUUCAGUUCUCUCUCUCGGGUUGGGACUAGAAGAAGGAAGGCUAGAAAAAGAAGUUGGCGGCAUGGAAGAGCUGUUUCUCCAAAUGAAAAUCAACUACUACCCCAAAUGCCCUCAACCAGAACUAGCUCUCGGAGUCGAAGCGCACACUGAUGUGAGUGCACUCACCUUCAUCCUCCACAACAUGGUGCCCGGCCUGCAACUCUUCUACUCCGGCAAGUGGAUCACCGCCAAAUGUGUCCCUAAUUCCAUCAUAAUGCACAUCGGAGAUACCGUUGAGAUUCUGAGCAAUGGCAAGUACAAGAGUAUACUCCACAGGGGGCUUGUGAACAAAGAGAAGGUUAGGAUCUCCUGGGCCGUUUUCUGUGAGCCACCCAAGGAGAAGAUCAUCCUCAAGCCGCUGCCGGAGACAGUUUCCGAGGCCGAGCCACCGCUCUUCCUGCCCCGGACAUUUGCUCAGCAUAUCCAGCAUAAGCUGUUCAGGAAGACCCAGGACGGUCUUGAUUCUAAACUUGGUUACGACGUCGUUCCUAGUUCUACUUAGCUGUUUUAUGUUUGAACCUUUAAUCAAGGCUGUUAUAGGCUGUAACAUAUAUGUGCCC